This is a messenger RNA of Aureococcus anophagefferens, 2385 nucleotides long. RefSeq lists its product as hypothetical. Bases 1 to 2385 code for a protein of 794 amino acids. NCBI's taxonomy places the organism in Eukaryota, Pelagophyceae, Pelagomonadales, Pelagomonadaceae. The record is from RefSeq and is a predicted model, not a curated record. The transcript is spliced from 3 exons.
AUGUCGGGCGGCGGGCCCCUGCGCGCGCCCGGCGCCGACGGCCCGUCGACGCGCGCCCUCGUCGACCGUCGCGCGCGCGACGCGCCGGCGUGGACCGCCACCCGCGCGCGCAGGUUCCUGCUGACGCUCUUCAACCACGAGGAGCGCGACCGCGAGGUCCGCCACGUCGUCUUCCGGGGCCCGGCGCUCGGCGUCAACCUGGCCCUCGUGGAGCACGGCCUGUCGCUCAUCGCCGUCGUGCACAGGGUCUGGCCGACGUCCGAGGCCGUGCGGCACCUCAAGGUCACGGACGAGCUCAUCGCCAUCGGCGACGAGGCCGUGCGCAUCGCGUCGCUCGAGGACUUCGGGCGCGUGCUCGAUCGUUUGGUGGACCCGGACGCGCGGCCGCUCGUGCUCACGUUCCGGCGGCGCCGGGGCCGCGAGAUCGCGGAUCUGUGGGAGCAGGCGCGCCUCCGGAAGCUCAAGGCCGCCGUCGCGGGCCCGCUGGACCGCGCGCGCGCGAAGAUCCUGCUCGAGACGCCCAUGCCGCCGGCGGACGAGAACGGCGCGCUCGGCGCGGGCAUGAUGGACGCGCUCCGCCGGUCGCCGAGCCUGUCCGGGCGGUCGUCGUCCUUCGGGAACCUGAGCGACGCGGGCCGGCCGGCGCCGCAGGACGACUUCGAGGCGCUCGACCUCAGCGGCCGCGCGUGGCUCGGCCCCGCGUCGGACGUGCGCCGCAAGCCCAUGGACACGCCCGAGUCGUGGCGCGGCCGGUCGGCCGAGGACAAGAGCCGCAUCCACCUGGGGCCGUCCUUCGCCGCGGACGUCGCGGCCAAGGCCCGCAAGGACGUCGACACGUCCGAGGCGUUGUACGGCCGCAAGGCCUUUUCCCAGACGAACGGCCGCGAGCGCGCGCGCGACGACGACGACAGCGACGACGACGCUCUCUGGGCGCCGCCCGCGGAGGACGGCCUCGGCGCGCGGACCAUGUCCUUCGAGAUGUCCGUGCGGAGCUCGCCGUCCGUGACGCGCGACGAGUCGUCGGGGAGCCUGGAGGCGCUCCUCGCGGCGACGUCGCCCCAAAACUCGCCGGCGAAGGAGAAGCCGCCGCCGGGCGAGCGCUUCGACGUCCGCGGCCGCGACGACGAGGUCAUCACCAUCGAGCGGUCCGACGAGGCCCGGUUCCUGUCGCGCCUCGACGCCGAGCGGCGGCGCCUCGACGCGCUCCGCGACGCGCGGAAUCUCGGCGCCGCGGCCGCGGAGUCGAAGCGCGCGUCGGACGCGGAGCGCCGCGCGAAGCGCCUCGAGGACUUCCGCGAGCGCAUCGACCGGAACCGGCGGGGCGAGGCGGCGUCGCGGCUCUUCGACGCGGAGCGGGACCGGCGCGUGCUCGAGGGCGACGCGCCCUUCGUCGCGCGGCCCGGCGCGGGUUCGCGCUUCCUCAUGCUCCGCGACGUCCGCCGGAAGCCGGACGACGCGGCGCUCGCCGACGCGCGCGAGCGCUGCGACUCGUCGCCCUGCGAGCUGCCGCCGGGCUACUGGGAGCGCGCGCGGCGCCGCCAGAUGGCCAUGACGACGGACGACCUCGGCGGCUCGCCGCGCGGCGGCCGGGGGCUCAAGCGGUCCGAGACCUGGGCGCCGGGCGACGACGAGGCCGCGCCCGUGGGCUGGGGCGACCUCAUCCAGUUCUUCUGCGCCGCCGACGCCCACGACGAGACCUACUACGCGAACACGCCCGGCUACGUCGCGCGCGACGACGCCGACGACGCGCUCCUCGGCUGCGGCGACUGCACCGACGUCGACGGCGUCCUCGACGAGGGCGGCGAACCCUUCAGCGUCUCGGAAGAUACGCUCGGGAGCGUCUCCCGCGCUGCGAUGGUCAUCCUCGGCUACCACGCGCCCGUGCCGCCCCCGAAGUGGGACGACCACCACGUGCGCAUCAUCCGCGACGCGUCGAACAAGGUCAUCCACCACCGCAAGUCGAGCGAGCAGUUCAAGCCCGUGACCACAUCCCAGUCCCACUUCGCCCACCCCCUCCACGCGCCGACGGUCCAGGUCGUCGACCACGGCACGGCGACCUACGAGGAGCUCCACGGCAACUUCUUCACGAGCCACCGCGACCUGCGGCGCUGCAUGGGCAAGCACACGCGCAUCGUCGUGCCGAAGAGGUUCGGCCGCUACGACACGGAGGCGUCGCGCUACGGCCGGUCCGCGUCGUCCACGUCCGUGGCGCUCGCGCCGGCCCAGCGCCUCCUCGCGCUCCCGGACCCCGUGCCCGAGCCCUACCGCCAGCGGGGGCGCCGCGGCUGCAAGGAGACGGCCUACUCCGAGAGCCUCCUCGUCACGCGGCAGAAGCCCGUCGACACGCAGUGGCAGAACCACCUCUACAUGGCCGACCCGACCUAA